UGGACAUUAGUAUUUUGUAAUCCAUGAUUGAGUUCCCCUUUCRAAAACAACACAACUUUUGGGGCUAAAAAACAUACGAAUUAUCCACAAUGGAUCCUCUAGGAGCAAGUUCAAGCGUCGUAGAUAUCACAUCACUUCCUAAAUGGUCGUCCACACCGGUGCCAUUGUAUCCUAACGCAGUGCAAGACGAGCAAAACUCUUUCCUACCAACACCAUUUCCUGUCCGUAAAGACGUCAAUGAUAGGGUCACUCUAUGGUGUGGUGACAUCACUAGCCUUAGAGCAACAGCUAUCGUAAAUACCACCAACGAAAGCUUGAGUGACAAAGGGGAGCUGAGUCAAAGAAUCCACAGCGCUGCUGGGCCAGAACUGCUUAUAGAAUGCCGACAGCAAUUAAUAGGUUGUAGAACUGGUGAAGCUAAAAUGUCUGAAGGUUACAACUUACCCGCAAGAUAUGUGAUUCAUACUGUUGGCCCUCGAUACAAUACUAAGUACAAGACAGCAGCUGAGAGUGCAUUGUUUUCAUGUUAUCGUAAUGUUAUGAGGAUUGUAAGGGAGAACAAGCUUGAGACUCUGGGUCUUUGUGUUAUUAACACUCCUAAAAGAGGAUACCCACCUGAAGAUGGUGCACAUAUAGCAUUACGAACUGUUCGUCGAUUUUUAGAGAAGUACACAGAGACGGUUGAAAAAGUUGCAUUUGUAGUGGAGGGAGCCGAAGAGACUAUUUAUAGGAAAAUUAUGCCGAUAUAUUUUCCAAGAAAUAAGAAUGAAGAAGACUAUGUACUGAAGAUAAUGCCUAAAGAUAUUGGUAACGAAGAGGGAGAACCUAUUAUCCCAGAGCGACAGAUCAGAAUCAGCGACACUCUAGCCUCAACAGACAGGGAUGAUGAUGAUGAAAUUGAACAAGCAGAGGACAUGUUAGAUAUUCAAGAAAUGCAUGUUGGGCAGCAUGCGUUUGCAGCGAUGCAGGGUGACCAUGAUCAAAUGUCUCGACAAAGAGCACAUAGAUCGCCAGAAGAGAUGCAUGUAGCUGAGCGACAAAGAAUAUAUCAAAGAUGGCUUCGCAGAGCUCAUACUGAAGACUUCUCUGCAUUCAGACAGCAAAAGAUGCUCUAUCAAUCAGGCGUUGAUUUUCUUGGACGGCCUGUUGUGGUUUUUGUGGCACGGCAUUUUAAUGCUCAGUCAUCUGAUCUAAGCAAGGCUGUUGCAUAUUUUGUUAAUGUUCUGGACAAAAUAGUGAAUAGAGAGUAUGUUGUGGUAUAUUUCCACACACACAGUGCCGUAGAAAACCAGCCGCCACUGUCAUUCCUGAAGGAUCUGUAUCACAUAGUUGAUCACAAGUAUCGGCGUCACCUCAAAGCAUUUUACAUUGUCCAUCCAACACUUUGGGCCAGGGUGGUGACGUGGUUCUUUACUACCUUCACGGCAUCAAGUAUUAAAGAUAAAGUUCAUUUUAUUUCUGGGAUACAGUAUCUGUACGACUGGAUUAAUCCUGAUCAACUGGAUGUACCUGCUUUCGUACUGGAACAUGACAUGAAGGAAAAUGGAACAAAUUAUCACACCCCGACAUCAAGUUACCAUACAGGAAGUCUUUAAUUUUUAAGAUCCUUAUAAAAUUUCUCCUAAUUUUCUGAAUCCAUGUGACACUUCUAACUAUUAAAGUUUUACAUUGUGUAGAACUGCAGAAAUUAUCCAUACCCACCCCCCCCAACAGAGGAAUUUGGAAUUUGUGAGGGGUCGGGGACUGGUUGUCAAAGAAAGAACAAUAUUACAGAGUUUGUAUGGAAGAAAAUUGGAAUUUGCAGGGGUGGGGGCUAUUUAAAAAAGUUCCUCUUUGGGGUGUAUGGCUUAUUAUUUCUGGAACUACACGUUCUUUAGAAAAUGUCAUGAUUACGAAACAAAUUCAAAUCAAAUGAUAAGUUUUCAAAAUUAGUAAAAUGGAAAAAAUGUAUGAAUUAAACAAUAUUUGGCUACUAAUACCUGCAAUAAUGCUUAAGCAACAUCAUCGUUAGGUUGCGUGAUUGAGGUGCUGUUACUCAGGGAAAGUUAGAAAUGAAGCUUGUGUUGAAUGAGACAACUUUCACGACGCACCAGUUUUGCAUUCAAUGUUUUGGAAGACCAAUUUGCACAGGCUUAGCCUCAUUUAUAUAUCAGCUAUUCACAGGUACCAUUUAAUGUCUGUUGCAUUUCAAACCAUUGGUAUUGUUCAAGCUGCACAUUCUUUACAUUACAGAUGACUUUUGCAAAAUUUGCAAAUGAUUUGCUCUUAAGCGAAGCUAAGCCUGCGCAGAUGAGUCUUUAGUCAUAAAACACAGUGAUAUUUACUGAAUGAGAAAAGGGACAAUAAUAAGCAGCAAGCAACCAGCUCCUCAUCUUUUUUACCAAGAAAGUUUCACAAUAUUACAAGUAUUUAUGCUACUUGUUUUACAGUCACCAUGGAUCUUUAUCACACAUCAGCCAUGUUGACAGUAGAUGUCCCCCACACAGCCUCGUAUUUAAGCCCUUUAGGAUAAGAUCAUGUGGGGUUAAGCAAAGUUUCUAUUUUCAUAGCCAUGGGGAUAAACAUAGURCCAUUGCACACAAGUUUUAGCUUAGUAUUUCACUGCGUUUAUGUUCUAGUUUUCAAGGUUAAAUGAAAGUGGUGUGGAAAUGAUGUACUGGAAGUGAUGUACUGUACUUGUAAUUUUUUUCUCCAUUGACAUUUUUCUUGAAGUUAUUUUUACAUCCAAUGUGAACACGAUGGACCAACGAAAUUGGAAAAUGAGAGUUGAAGUUCUCAUACAGCGAUUAUUAUUUUUGGAAAGAAAUAAGCCUUCGAAGUUUUUUGUGGCGUUUUUUUCAUCAAUCACAAUAAUGACUAGCCUCCUUCGCAGCUGUUCUUAGGGUCGUCAUGCAACGUUCUUUUUGUGGGAAGGGAAACGUUGCGUGAAGACCCUAAGAAUGGCUGCAAAGGAGGCUAAAUAAUGACUGACAUAAUUUAAAAUAACCUUCUGUAAAUUUUUUUACAAAUAAGCAAAAUGAUAGAGCUAAAUUUCGUUAUAGAAUAUAAAAUCAGAAUUAGAUGAAUCAUGUAUACCCAUAUUUAAACGGCAAACUGAAAUUCUCAAUAUUAAUCAAUUGAGUCCUGCUGUUGUACUGUUGUAUUUUAUUGUAGUUCUAAGCUUUGGCUGUCUACAGGUAUCGUCCGGGUGACAAUGAUAAAAUGUUUAUACCGCACCAGAAAAAA
Actinia tenebrosa (Australian red waratah sea anemone) is the source of this 3225-nucleotide messenger RNA. RefSeq names its product protein GDAP2 homolog. Lineage: Eukaryota; Metazoa; Cnidaria; Anthozoa; Actiniaria; Actiniidae. The record is from RefSeq and is a predicted model, not a curated record.